AUGCGGGCUGAAGACGGAACCUCCUACUUUGUCCGGGAGAAAAAUGGUAAAUGGAGGCUGAAGACCCCGAGUGAAUACAGGGACCUGGAUGGAAAAAUGCCUAAAUUGGACCAGAACUUUCUUGAAGCUGCCACAGGGCUCGAUGACGCCGUUCUCAAUUCCUUUGAAAUUCAGUCAGGAAUGGAAUAUGAAGACAGGAGGGCGUUUCUGGAUUUGCUGAGGAAAAUGCUUGAGUUUGAUCCAGAGAAAAGGAUCACGCCGACUGAAGCACUGGAGCACCCUUUUAUCACCCUGAGCCACUUUAGAGACAGGACCCACAGGUACCACCAGAACAAAGCCGGGGGGCAGACUCAAGGGCCCCAGAGCAAGUCGUCCAGUGCUCAGGUCAUCUCGCUCCACAAGCCCAGUGGCCCCACUGGAAGAACGAGCCAAUUGGCACCUGCCGCUCAGGCUUCCUCCCCCAGCCGCUCCUCUGAGGCAGACUGCCCCACCCACAACCUGAUGCCCCGCCCACCUCAGGACCGCUCUGAGCCUCGCCAGCUCAACAGCCUCAGGAAUAGGGACUCGGCGCUGCCGCUGACCAGACGUCUCUCUGGAGACAGUGACUCGUCCACUGCUUCGUCUAAAGGAGGAGGAGGCCUGUACUCACGGCGCUCCGGAGAGGAGGUUAUCCUCAUGGUCAACCGCAAGGAGGGCAAGCACGUUAUCGAAAGACCCGGAGCAACCAACCCGACCAGGACCCAAAGACCCUCACCCCCGCGCCCGCAGCCAGUCGCGGCCAACCGGAACUAUUAUCCUGAGUCAACUCUCUGUAAGAGAAUGCGAGAACACGACCUGUCUGUCAGAGGGACCUAUUCAGACAUCCCAGAUGAUGAGCUCGAUAUUGAAGUCCGUUCAGUGAAGUCCAGAAUGCCAGACGCGGGCUACAGAACUGUGAAGGGGGCAUUACAGGCCAUGGGCCAGAGUUAA
Molecule: messenger RNA, 969 nt
Organism: Knipowitschia caucasica
Lineage: Eukaryota; Metazoa; Chordata; Actinopteri; Gobiiformes; Gobiidae
Source: the annotation of a GenBank genome assembly